Aureobasidium namibiae CBS 147.97 is the source of this 2505-nucleotide messenger RNA. RefSeq names its product chromosome segregation protein-like protein. Gene Ontology annotation, cellular component: nuclear replication fork. The transcript has 3 exons. Bases 1 to 2505 code for a protein of 834 amino acids. Gene Ontology annotation, molecular function: protein binding; chromatin binding. NCBI's taxonomy places the organism in Eukaryota, Fungi, Ascomycota, Dothideomycetes, Dothideales, Saccotheciaceae. The record is from RefSeq and is a predicted model, not a curated record. Gene Ontology annotation, biological process: DNA repair; mitotic cell cycle; DNA-templated DNA replication.
AUGGCUUCCAAACCUCGUGCUAGACCAGCUCAUGCCCCUGGACCUACUUAUCUGGCAUACACACCGAACGGCAACAAAUUGAUCACAGUCGGCUUGAACAAUGUUAUCCGCAUCUUUACUACUGGAUCUGAUGCUGAGCCUGUCAAUAUCGAUGUCGUCCAAGAUUCUCACACUGCAGUAGCUGCGACCAACAACUUCUUCUUGACUGGUUCAGAGGAUGGCAGUGUGUGCAAGUACUCCUUAUCCACUCACUCCUUGGAAGAGGUCCUGGUUCGAAGCACCCUGCCUAUUAGAGACAUCUCCAUCUCCCCGGACGGACUAUGGGCUGCAGUAGCCUCUGAUGAACUGGUUGUGAAAAUCGUAAACACGUACGAUAUGGCACGGGUCAUGUAUCUCAGGGAGCAAUCCAGACCGGUCAAGCAUGUAUCAUUUGACUACAGUGGCUCUACUCUGGCUGUUUCAUGCUCCGAUGGAAUGGUGUAUAUCUACUCGCUGAGCUCGGAAGAGCCGAAACUCGUCAAGCGACUCGAUGGGCUGAUCAAGAUCAUGGAGACCGACUCACAGGCCAGCUCAAAGGUCAUUUGGCAUCCUGAUGGGCGAGCACUUUGCGCUCCUACACCCACCAAAUCAGUACAAGUGGUCUCAAGGAGCGACUGGUCAAACCAACGAGCUUUCAAGACCGACGCGAGAGGAGACAUCACAGCUGUAUCUUGGUCACCGAACGGUGCGAUUCUUGCUACAGCUAGCGAGGAUCUCAGCAUCACUCUCUGGAACACGAAAACGCAGCAGCCCGUGGUCAAGUUUGACAGCGAUCGUGAACCUGUGUUGGCUCUUGCUUGGCAUCCUACCGAUAACCUUCUAUCAUACACUACCAACGAUGGAGAGCUUUACAUGCAUGCUGGGAUAAUACCGCAAGAGCACGAACGUAUGCUCCAGACAACUCUCGUCCCUGCGCCUUUCCUGAACGAGUCUGCACCCGAAGGCGCUUCGAGAACUCUGGUGAAUGGAGGCGCCAGACCUGGUGCUCAGCGCAGAGCAGGAACGCCUGACUCGCUGGAUGAUAUUUUGGGUGACGACGGACUCUCUGAGAACGGAGACCCCUUCAUCGUGGAUGAUGAUGGUGCAGGAUAUGUCGAAGAAGUCAAUGGCAACGGAAAGCGACCCGGACAACAGAUCGCAUAUCCACCAUCGAAGAGACCCCAACAACACGGCAGUGCCAGGUGGCAGCCACGUCUACACGAUCCUUUCCAACCGGGUAGUACCCCUUGGAGAGGCAAUCGUCGUUACAUGUGCCUGAACCUGACCGGCUUCAUCUGGACAGUCGACCAGGAUACCCACCACACAGUGACUGUGGAGUUCUACGAUCGUGCUGCUCACCGCGACUUCCACUUUACGGAUCCUUUCCUCUACGAUAAAGCUUGCCUCGGCGAGCAUGGUGCAGCUUUCUCAUGCCCAUCCUCGGACCAACACCCCAGUUUGAUCUACUUCCGCCCUCACGAAACAUGGACGUCUAGAACGGACUGGCGAACGCAGUUGCCUGCUGGAGAAGAAGUCACGUCUCUGAGUUUGAGCACCAGUUUUGUGGUCGUGACAACCUCGAAAGGAUACGUCAGAGUCUACACACUGUAUGGUCUGCCAUUCAGGGUAUACAGACAAAAGAGCACUCCAGCUGUUGCAUGCGCAUCAUGGCGCGACUACGUGCUCACAGUCGGCAACGGCCCUAUCGGAGGCGACGGCACAGCAAAGCUCGUCUACACAAUCGAGAAUGUCAAGCGCGACGAAGUGUGCCAAUCCGAAGACAUCAUCCCCUUACCCGAGCAAUCAGAACUCCAAUCGGUUUUCUGGUCCGAUAGAGGUGACCCCUGUAUCUACGACUCAGAAGGCGUAUUACUGGUAUGUCUGCACUGGCGCACCCCCGGCCAGGCGAAAUGGGUACCUUUGCUCGAUACCAAUCAACUCGACCGCCUGGCCUCUGGCCGCAAGGAAGAAGCAUACUGGCCAGUCGCCGUCGCCAUGGACAAAUUCCACUGCAUCAUUCUCAAGGGAGGAGAACAAUACCCUUACUUCCCUCGUCCACUGCUCUCAGACUUUGAAUUCAAAAUUCCAGUCACAGCUCGUGACGAGGACAAGCAAGAUGAAAAUGAAGACGGCAUAGUGCAAAAGUUGGAAGAGGAAUACGUGCGCAAUUCGGUGUUGCUGAGUCUGCAGGAUGAUUUGGUCAACAAUACGCAUGCUACUCAUGCGCAAAAGACGGAAGCUGCACAGCGCGAGCUUGACGUGGAUAAGGUGCUUUUGCAGUUGUUGGCUGCUGAGUGCAGAGAGGGUGAAGAUAGAGGUAUGAAGGCGCUGGAGAUGGUCAGCUUGAUGAGGGAUAGAUCGGGCAAGAUGCUCGAGGCUGCUGUCAAGAUUGCGGCAAGAUUCGAACGCGAUGUUUUGGGUGAGAAGAUCUCUGCGCUUGCAGAACGAAGAUUGGUUGGUUUGGCCGAUGAGGAGGAGGAACUUUGA